CGACGACGUCAAGUGUAUGUCGAGUGAUAAUUUAAAAAGUUUUAAUGAAAUUCCUGGUCCUAAAAGCUAUCCGAUAAUAGGGACUAUUUAUAAAUAUUUGCCGCUUGUUGGAGAUUACAAGCCCGAAAGUCUAGACGAGAUCGCAUGGCUAAAUUAUAAACGCUACGGACCUUUCGUGAGAGAAGAACCAGGAAUAAGAGUACUGCAUAUUUACGAGCCAGAGGUCAUAGAGGCUAUGUUUCGUCAAGACGAUCGGUACCCUGCAAGGAGAAGUCAUUUAGCUAUGGAACAUUACAGACUGAGCAAACCACACGUUUAUAACACCGGCGGAUUGCUAUCUUCGAACGGUUCAGAAUGGUGGCGUCUACGAAGUGCAUUUCAAAAGAAUUUUACCGCUCCUCAAAGUGUAAAAGAGCACGUAACCGACACUGAUGCCGUGGUACAAGAGCUCGUGAGAUAUGUUAAGGAUUAUAACAUAUCUUGUAAAGAAGAUUUUUUGGAGAGUCUCAAUAGAUUGAAUUUGGAAAUUAUUGGUCAAGUAGCUUUCAAUGAGCGUUUCAACAGUUUCUCUCAUACAGAGUUGGAUUCUAAGUCUCGAAGUAGUAGUAUUAUUGCGGCAGCAUUCGGAUCUAAUAUUGGGAUAAAUAGAUUAGACAGAGGUUUUUUGUGGAAGCUGUUUCAGACACCUUUGUACAAGAAAUUGGCUGAAUCACAAAAUUAUUUAGAGAAGGUGUCAAAUGAAAUUUUAUUGAAGAAAAUUGACUUUUAUGAAAAACAAGAUAGUUGCACAGAUAAAUCAUUAAUUGCGUCAUUUCUGCAAUCUCCAAACGUAGAUUUAAAAGAUAUUAAGGGCAUGAUGGUUGAUAUUUUAAUGGCAUCUAUUGAUACUACGGCUUAUUCAACGAGUUUUGCUCUUUAUCACCUCGGUCGGAACCCAGCAGUUCAAGAAAAGCUGUGUAAAGAAAUCUUAACGCUGUUACCAACGAAAGAUUAUAUUAUAACUGCAGACAUUUUAUCAAAAGCAACCUAUGUCAGGAGUUGCGUCAAAGAGAGUCUAAGACUUAAUCCUGUUUCAGUGGGCAUUGGCAGAAUUUUACAGAAAGAUAUUAUAUUGAAAGGGUUUUUAAUACCUAAUGGAACUGUAAUAGUAACACAAAAUAUGUUGGCAUGUCGUUUACCUCAGUAUGUUAAAGAACCUCUAAAGUUUAAACCUGAGCGCUGGUUGCGAGGAUCUCCUGAAUAUGAAAAAUUCCAUCCAUUUUUGAGUUUACCUUUUGGAUUUGGACCCCGGUCUUGCAUUGCGAGACGAUUGGCUGAACAGAACAUUUGCAUUACUUUGAUGAGGCUGUUUCGUGAGUUUGAAAUUAAAUGGAUGGGAGGCGAAGAACUUGGAAUUCGAGCUUACCUUAUCAAUAAACCUGAUCAACCCAUAACAUUAAAUUUUUGCGCGAGAGUAUCUUAAACUAUACAGAUAUUCUAAUUAUUUAGUUCUAGUUACAUAGAAUUUGCGACAAAACUAAGGCA
Hyposmocoma kahamanoa is the source of this 1524-nucleotide messenger RNA. It is a transcript of the gene dib, whose product is annotated as cytochrome P450 302a1, mitochondrial. The transcript is spliced from 8 exons. Bases 17 to 1462 code for a protein of 481 amino acids. Gene Ontology annotation, molecular function: oxidoreductase activity, acting on paired donors, with incorporation or reduction of molecular oxygen; monooxygenase activity; iron ion binding. Lineage: Eukaryota; Metazoa; Arthropoda; Insecta; Lepidoptera; Cosmopterigidae. The record is from RefSeq and is a predicted model, not a curated record.